AUGGAAGUCGAGCUUUACGUGUACGACCUCUCCAAGGGUCUAGCCAGACAGCUCUCCCGCCAGUUCCUCGGCAUCCAGAUCGACGCCGUCUAUCACACGUCGAUCGUGUUCGGCGGCAUCGAGUAUUUCUACGGCGCCGGCGUUCAGUCGUGCUAUCCUGGUACAACCCACCAUGGAGCGCCUGAAGAAGUCGUCAAGCUCGGCAGCACGAGCCUGCCCAUGGACGUGAUCCUGGAGUAUCUCGAGUCGCUGAAAGAGGUUUACACCCCCGAGGCAUACGACCUGUUCGCACACAACUGCAACAAUUUCUCAAAUGACUUCGCCAUGUUCCUCGUGGGAAAGGGCAUCCCGGACCACAUCACAUCUCUGCCGCAAACAGUCUUGAAUACGCCGUUUGGCCAGAUGCUAAGGCCACAGAUCGACGCUGCCAUGAGAUCCGUGACCCAAGCUCCCGUUCCGCCGCAGAACGUGCCCAAUAGAGCGCCCGCAGCAGUGGCCAACGGCACCGCCAACGGCGUCACUAACGGCGCUGCGAACGGACCUUCGACUAGCGGAAAAUUUCACAAUGUGACAACCCUCCAAGAAGUUGACAAACUCCUCACAAGCGCCAAGGAUUCCUGCGCGGCCAUCUUCUUCACUUCUUCAACUUGCGCUCCCUGCAAGGUCAUGUAUCCAGCCUUCGAUGAGCUGGCAGAGGAGGCAGGUUCCAAUGGCGUCUUUAUCAAAGUAGACAUCAAUCAGGCGUACGAUGUCGCGGCCAAGUACAGUGUACGGGCCACUCCCACUUUCAUCACCUUCCUCAAAGGAAUGAAAGACGAUCAAUGGUCCGGCGCCAACGAGCCGCAGCUCCGUGGCAAUGUCCGACUUCUUGUCCAACAGGCCAGCAUGGGCCACCCACACACGCGUCUCGACCUCCCCAAGCUCCUCGGCCCAAGUCUUCAUCCAGUGACUUACGAAAAGGUCCCGCCACUGGAGAAGUUGAUUACGAAGAUGGGCGAGCACGGCAAGCACCCUAUAAUUGCCAUGGUUGCUGCCUUCAUUACCACUCGUCGUGACUCGGGCUCGCGUGAAGCGCCUCUGCCCUCCCUCCCUGACUUUGCCAACUUCCUUCACGACGCAACCUCUAAAGUCUCUCCCGAAAACCUCUUCGCGGCAUACGACCUGUUCCGCCUGACGCUCACAGACCCACGUGUAUCCGGCUUUUUCGCAGAGGAUAACGACGCUGCCACACUUGUUGCCUUGAUUUCGCACGUCAACAACCUCCAGGAUUGCCCGUACAACCUUCGCCUCGUCACCCUCCAAUUGGCUUGCAACCUCUUCUCGACAUCACUAGUGCGCACACAUCUACUCGCUCACGAAUCCUUCUCCGAGCUCCUCACCCACCUCCUCAGCGCUAGUCUUCUCGACGACAAGCAUGGGAAUGUGCGCAUCGCAGCGGCCAGCCUGGCGUUCAAUAUUGCCGCUGCUAACCACCGCAUGCGCGUCGAGGCAGACCGCGAUGUCCUGGACGAGAGUCAGCAAGUGGAGAUCGUGGCGGCGCUGCUUGAGGCUGUGGCGGUCGAGAAGGAGAGUAAAGAGGCCGUCUUGGCGAUGCUGACAAGUCUGGGGCUCUUGGUGUACUGCGCGGAUAUGGAAGGUGAAAUCGUGGACGUGUGCAAAGCCAUGGAUGCGAAGGGAACAGUACUUGCGAAGAUGGAGUUGUGCGACAAGGAUGACCUCGUAGUCGAAGUCGGAAAGGUGCUCUUAGGGAAGGGCCUAGAGAUGUAG
This is a messenger RNA of Diplodia corticola, 1767 nucleotides long. RefSeq names its product thioredoxin. The transcript has 5 exons. Gene Ontology annotation, molecular function: peptidase activity. Lineage: Eukaryota; Fungi; Ascomycota; Dothideomycetes; Botryosphaeriales; Botryosphaeriaceae. The record is from RefSeq and is a predicted model, not a curated record. The coding region runs from base 1 to 1767 and encodes 588 amino acids. Gene Ontology annotation, biological process: protein modification by small protein removal.